Molecule: messenger RNA, 3012 nt
Organism: Silurus meridionalis
Lineage: Eukaryota; Metazoa; Chordata; Actinopteri; Siluriformes; Siluridae
Exons: 13
Coding region: 134-2605 (823 amino acids)
Biological process (GO): homophilic cell-cell adhesion; heterophilic cell-cell adhesion
Cellular component (GO): adherens junction
Source: RefSeq, a predicted model, not a curated record
CUAAUAGGUGCCACCUCUCAUACACAGAUCAUACCCACUUCUCUCUACUCUAUUGGAGCACUCUGCAGUACUUUUUUUUAUUCAAUCUUGCUAUAUUGUCAUAAUAAAUGUAAUCUCAUUAAAUGAUUUAAACAUGUUAUUUCCAAUAUUUGUGACAUUUGGACUCAUCAUUAAUCUUCAUCAGAGCUUGGGACAUCAAGAUUUGAUCUUAGGAGAGAUCAUUAUUGAACGCCAUGUGACAGGAGUGUUGGGAGAGGAAGUAAACCUGCAUUGUUUGUACACUGGCAAACUCAACGUCAGUCAUUCCUUUUGGAAGCGCCGUGAUUCAACAGGGCAAAGGGCAAAGUUGUUGGCAGGAUACAAAAAUGGCAAACCAUUUGCAAAAGACAACUUCUCCACUCCAGCAUCUAUCACUAAUCUUACUGUGAAAAUGGAUAUAAACAGCUUAGAGGCAGCUGGAGUUUACACAUGUUUGUUCAGCAUAGAUGAUGAUGAAAUUAUGGAAACAGUAAUCCUUAGUGUCAUUGCUCGGCCCCAUGUGAGCACCCAUGCAGAGGAAGAAGUUCUGAAUGGUAUUCACUACCAAAGCAUCUUCUGUUCAUCUUCUAACGCCAAGCCCAAUGCGACUCUCCAUUGGGACAUUCAUGGGGCACCACCCAGUGAGGACAUUUUCAAAAUCCACAACACACACUCCAAACUGCCAAAUGACACAUACAGUACUGUCAGCAUGCUCCGUUUCCCCAUCGACUUGAAUUCUGAAAGUAGCGUUGCCUGUGUGAUUCAACAUCCAGCUUUCACUGAGCCUAGCACAACUGUUAUAAAUUUACAGACAUUUGUUUCUCCAAACAUAUCCAUGGAAGUAGCCCUCACUGAAAAAGAAGGAAAAGCAGUCUUUGAGGUCAUCUGUAGUGCAAAAGGAGGAAGGCCUCAUCCGUCAAUCACUUGGAUUCAACCUGAAUCUGCAGACACAUCAUGCUCUGCUAAUUUUGUAAACUUUGAACUGGUUUCUAGUUCUCAGUGCUUUCCAUUAGAUGUUUAUGAGGGGAAAAACAUCACCUGUGUAUUUGGAUACUCUCUUCUUGCUGCCUUGGAGAAAACCAUUACACUGCCAACAUACUAUCUCACCACUCUUCAUCUGACAAAUAGCAGUAUUAGGAUGGACCAUUUGAACAACUCUAAUUUGCUGAUAUUAAAAGAGGAGGACGGUGACAUUAGAGUCGGCAUUGAAGUGUUAGGAAAUGUCCCAAGAUAUGAAAUUAAUUGCACAAAGGAUGGUGAACCUCUCUCAGAGUAUGGGUAUGUGGAUAGUAUUGGUCUCAUGAUAAGAGGCCCAGUUAGGGCAAACCAUGCAGGCAUAUACCAGUGCCAAGCCUUCUACUACAAACAUACAGCUUCUUUACAGUUUGAGAUAGAUGUGAAGACCAAAUUCAGAGAACCAGCUCCUAUAAAAGUGACACUGACAUCCAACACAUCUUGGGAGAAUGGAUUUGAGUAUAGCGAGCUGAAAUGCAUGGCAGAUAAUGUGUCUCCUGAUGCUAAAAUCACUUGGGAAACAGGAAACUGCAGCAAUGGAAUCAGUGCCUCUAAGCAUGGAAAUGUUGUAUUUGGAAGUCAGCAGGACAAUGGUGUGGUUUGGAGCACAGUAUGGCUCCCAAUUUAUUCCUAUGCAGGAUGCACAGUAAUUUGUGAGGUUCUUUACCAUUCAUCGUUAGAGAAACCGGUACAAAAGAGCAUCGAUAUCCCUUUAAUAGAACCACCCAGAAGUCAUGUGAACGUCAGUUUGCAGAGAGACUCCACACACUGGACUGCUGUGUGCAAAAGUGUUGAAGCCAUUGCCAACAUCUCCUGGGUCAUUUCUGAUACCAAUAUAACUGCUCUACCGUUGGUCAUAAAUAAAACAAUAGAGGGCAAUAAGGUGCUACUCACAUGCAUUUAUAAAUUUAAUCUGAAGCAGCAUGAAGGAAAAUUCUUGACAUGUGUAAUCCAAAAUGUGUACGGGGAAAUACGGAGAACCAUACAUGUCCCACAUUUUGUUAUCUCAUCUAUUGUGGUUUGUAACAAAACAAUUCCACAUGCCAAACAUACUGGCUUGCACAGAGUGGCUAUACAGGAAAAUGUUUCCAAUCAGAGGAUAAUUUUUAGAGUUAAUGGGAAUGCAUCAUCAUUAUCUAAUAUAAAAUGUUUCAGGUCCAAUGGACUUUCUGCACAAACUCAGGGUAUGGCCCUGGUUUUUCCCCAGCAAGUGUCAGAGAGUGAUGCUGGUUUGUAUACAUGCUUUUCAUCAUGGUCCAAUCACAAUGCCACAGUCACUGUUCUGGUGGAGGUAACCAGCCAGGAAAUACACAGCAGCAUAGUGAUGCUUAUCCUGAUCUGCUUUUCCUCUGCUGUUGCAAUCACCCUUAUAUUGAUGGUUGUACUCUGCAUAUUCUGCAAAAGAAAUAAAGAGGUGCAAUGUUCAAAUCAGGACUGGAAGAAACGCGAGUCCCUGGCUGCCUUGAUGCAGGACCAACGCUCACCAGAAGUCAAGAAAGCCAAAGGGCAAGGGCAAGAGUAUGCAGAGUUAGUGCACUACUCCAUAGUGAUUGAUGUGAAAAGCAUGGUGUGAAGGAAGCUAAGAGUAUUCAAAGGUCUAAAAUAUGAAUAGAUCUUAAAAAGCAUUAUGUGGAUAUAGUGUAUAUGAAAAACAAAAACGAAAAGUAUCCAACAUCACGCUUGCAACACUUCAUUUGUAGUGUUUUUCAUCUGUGAUAUGAAUGAACUCAAUGAAAGACUUAUUAACAUGUACUUUCAUUACAGUAGCUCUUCCAUCAUUAAUUACAAACACACACAUGAAUGGGUUUGAAAGGCUCAUAGAAAGUGGCCAAAGGCACUUUUGGGACUAAGUGUGGAAAAGUAACAAGUAAUGCUGACUACCAUUGACUUGUUGCACCGUUGCUUACUAAUAAGUAAAUGUAGUAUAAAAUGUAUUAAUGCAAAAUAAAAUCUAUUAAUGUAUGUCUAACUUAACUGUAA